Messenger RNA from Daldinia vernicosa, 2335 nucleotides. RefSeq lists its product as uncharacterized. Gene Ontology annotation, molecular function: DNA binding; zinc ion binding; DNA-binding transcription factor activity, RNA polymerase II-specific. The record is from RefSeq and is a predicted model, not a curated record. Gene Ontology annotation, biological process: regulation of DNA-templated transcription; DNA-templated transcription. NCBI's taxonomy places the organism in Eukaryota, Fungi, Ascomycota, Sordariomycetes, Xylariales, Hypoxylaceae. Bases 154 to 2121 code for a protein of 655 amino acids. The transcript has 3 exons.
CCUCAUAGGUAAGCAUUUUAUUGUUCUUGCUCACGUUUGCGUUCAUUAGCAAUUCCUAGAAUCUUAAAAAUCAACUUCACUUUGUGACUAAAUUUCUAUUCUAAAAACAAUAACUACCUACCUAAUGUAGAAUCGUAGAUACGUUUUCUUAAAAUGGAGGCCGGCCCCUCGCGCAAACGCUUGCGGCGAAGUACACGAAGUUGCUAUCAAUGUAGAAAGCGUAAAGUAAAGUGUCAGCUCAUCGAUGAGAAGGUCGAUACUUGUGCUGAAUGCGUCAAGAGCGGGACGCAGUGUGCUAUUCAACCGCCUGAGACGGAGUUGAGCAGCGAAGGCUCUCCUAUUUACGUUGAUAAGGAGGGACAAGAAGCAAGACUAGAACGUAUCGAAUCUCUCUUGAAAAGGUUGGUUGAGGCUCAAGAACAAUCUCGGCCGGCCGAAGCUUCAUUAGAAUGCGAAUCUAUAGCUCCAGUAUCUAUCUGGAACGAUUUUUUGCUUCAAUCAACGGCCGACGGAACUCUUCCUCCCGUCGACGAUAAUAUCCUUCCAAUUCAUCAGUCAGAAAACACGUCAGAUGAGAAGCAGCCGCUUGUAGCCCUUCUACCAUCUGCACAGGAUGCAGUUACUAUAGUUACAAACAGUACUGCUUGGCUGUGGGGAGCAGAAACGCCCCUUGGGAGUGUCCUUAGGCCAAACGAUACGCUCCAGCUCUUAGAUGUAGCUGCUAUUUCGAGCGGCAGCACCAUACAUAUUGCCAAAAUACUGCUCUUAUUCGCGCUAUAUAUGCAACAACUCCCGUCACAUUUUGACGUGCAAUUCAUAGGAUCCGAAAGCAUCGAAAAGACUAUUGAAUUGAUUGUAGACCGAGUCAGGUUAUUCGUCCUAUCCCACGAAGAUGAAGCUUCUUCGUUAGACGGUAUAGAGUGCUUAACUCUACUAAGCUCGAUUUAUCUUAACGAUGGCGCAAUUCGAAAAGCGUGGAUGAUCUUCAGAAGAGUUCUCGAUAUUGCCAGAUUAAAGGGGUUUCAAAACAGUUUCUCCCUUUCCGCUCGCAGCUCACCCCGUAGCGAUAUAGCCCUUCAACGGCGACUAUGGCUCUCGACCGUCUGCGGUGAUUGCUACUGUAGUCUUCUCCUCGGUCUUGAGCCUGGACUUGGUAUUGCACCCUUUGGUCCUGACGACGAUACCUGGAUGGAUCCGCUUGCUGAUGAAGACGCCAACGUCCAACGCCGUAUUUGCCUAAUUGUGUCGCGUAUUGCGCAGAGGAAUGCCGUUGGUUUUGGUAGAGACCGUAGUAUCCUUCGGGAAAUAGACGAGGCAUUGAAUAGAUUACAAGACUCGAUGCCUGCUUCUUGGUGGAGAGCCCCGUCGUUCCGUCAAGAUCGAUCUCUUGAUUCAGCCAAGGAGCCAAACCGCCUUAUAUGCCAACUGUGGUUUUAUCAAGCACGAGUAUUUGCACACUUACCUAUCGCGUUUGGGAAAGCUACGAAUGACUCACUGGAUAGCCUCGAAAGCUGUAUAGAGGCGUCUAGGUUUACAAUCCAUCGAUAUCUUGGAUUGCAGCACGUAAAAGAUCAACUAUCUCGUUGUAGAGCCGUCGAGCAAUCAGCCUUCCUUGCCGCGGUGAUUCUUCUCCUCGCCAAAUUGCAGCUCCAGUAUCACGAAAAGUGUUCGACGGCCUCUAGAUACGACUCAGACCGGGCUCUGCUUGACCAAGUCAUCAGCUCUUUCGAAGCCUCUGGAGAAGUAGGCAGUAGAGAACAUGUAGCAAGGCAAAGCUACGAGAUCCUUUCCACCAUGUUGGAUAUUAUUAGUAGCUCGGAGGAUACCCUAUUCGUGACGAGUACCUCUGCUCCCAAUACUCCCUCAACACUUGGAUCAUCUUUCGAUCCUGACAUGGUUGGGAAUACUAAGGACACUUCCAGUGCGACUAAGUCUAGGAUGGAAGAUAUAAUUGCGUCUUCGAUCCAGCCAGCGCUUGGUGUCGAAAGCCCAGCCUCGCAGCUGAUUAAGCUGUUAUUUACAAAGUCUAGCAUGGCAAAACCCCCUCAACAGCCAUCACAUAUAACACUUGCCAUUGAUGGUUUAAUAGACCCGACUAUCCUUCAACGAGACACUUCAUAGAAAUUGCAGUAUCGACAUAGUCAUUUUUCCACAGAGCAGCUAAAUUUACCCUUCAACUAUGCCGCUAUCUCAAAGGUAUAAAACUAAGAAUAACCACAACAAUUAUACAAAUCUUCAAAUCCCAUCGAUAUCUAUUGAGGUUUGGAAUUAUUUUCCCGUGAUUCCAAAACUUCCAAUAACUCCCUCCCUUUUCUCGCUAUACGCAUAUUUUCGA